Molecule: messenger RNA, 629 nt
Organism: Paramecium octaurelia
Lineage: Eukaryota; Ciliophora; Oligohymenophorea; Peniculida; Parameciidae
Source: the annotation of a GenBank genome assembly
AUGAGUGACUAAUUAAAUUUUAAUCUUAAACUUUUUAGAGAAAGGAUAACUGAUAAAUACUAAAGAAACUCUUCAAAUACAAAGAUAGGACAAAGCAAUUAAUUGAGUAGUCAAAGAAAUUCAUACAAACUCAAGUAAUUUUUAAUUUAAUUGUAGAGCUCCAACUCUUGAUUCGUUUACCAGCAGAUGGUAAAAUGGCAGUGUCCAUCAGUUCAAACCAGAUUCCCGUGUUUGUUCUCCAAAACACUUAUAAUCUCCUGAAACUUAUAAUGGAAUGCAAUAGAAGUUAAAAUAAAAUUUAUUUAAGAAUUAAAACUAUAACCACUUCUCCUUAGAGAUUUGAUAAUAAUCAUUUUGGGCAUCCCUUACGAAGUCCUUAAUCUUCACUUAAACCAUUUUAAGCAGCUUAUCAAUCACCAAGAGCAUAAACUGAUAGAUAUGAAUUUUAGGAAUUAAAAAGAUAUAACUCAAAUAAUGAUAUUACUGAAAUGGUACCUUUCUAUGAUUUAGUUAAUAUAAGGAACAAAUUAGAAAAUUGUGAUAUAAAGUCUGCACAUAUAUCACCUACUUAUCUCAAUGAAAUAGUGAAAUUAGCACAAGCAAUCAAUACGCAAUUAUAGAAAAAAUGA